Nasonia vitripennis (jewel wasp) is the source of this 1257-nucleotide messenger RNA. RefSeq names its product aldose 1-epimerase-like. The record is from RefSeq and is a predicted model, not a curated record. Gene Ontology annotation, biological process: beta-D-galactose catabolic process via UDP-galactose, Leloir pathway; glucose metabolic process. NCBI's taxonomy places the organism in Eukaryota, Metazoa, Arthropoda, Insecta, Hymenoptera, Pteromalidae. The coding region runs from base 96 to 1199 and encodes 367 amino acids. The transcript has 7 exons. Gene Ontology annotation, molecular function: carbohydrate binding; aldose 1-epimerase activity.
CAGGGGUUUGUUUAUUUCGACGCAGCUGCAUACGCGUGGCAUUUUUUGAACCCUGACGUAUUUUUAGGCUAAGGUAAAUUUUGAGAGUGUGAACAAUGGUCGCGGCGGAGGUCAAUGUUCCCCGAGUUCGGAUGGACGGGUUCGGGUUCCUUCCCGAUGAUUCACGCGAAAUUGUUCGGAGGUUUACGAUCACAAAUAAAAACAACGCUCGAGUCAGGCUGAUCAGUUUGGGCGCAGGGAUUCAGUCGAUAACGAUACCGAGCAACACCGGAGACGAUGCGGAUGUUGUUCUUGGAUUCGAUAAUGUGGCCGGCUACCUGAAAAACCGCUACAUCGGCCGCAUAGUCGACCAAAUUUCCAACCCACAGGGAACCAUAGGCGAUCCAUCAUCGUCUAAAAUCAGCGGCUGCUCUUUCGACAUCAGCAACUGGGACUCGUAUAUUUUAGGCGAGCGAGUAGUGAUGACGCACGUGAGUCGCGGAGGUUCGUUCGGUGAUUUACUGACUCAAGUGACGUAUUCCUGGACCGAUGAACAGAAGCUUCAUGUGGAGAUAUCCGCUGUCACGACGAAGCCGAGAUGUGUAGACAUCGGGCUGUGCUCUGUUUUUAAUCUCGCUGGACAUGGGAUGGGCCCAGAAGAGUUGAGGAAACACAUAGUCACUGUAAACGCGGAUAGAUGGACGCCGAUUUGCAUAAAAAGUCGAUUACCAACUGGGUGUAUAGAGGACGUUCAGAAGACUAUCUACGAUCUGCGAUGUCCCACUUGGUUGAGUUCGAAAAGAUUACGCAAAGUCCCAGGUGGUGGUUUCAAUCACAAUUUCUGCAUCAACAGUCCCAGUGAUCGGUGGUGUUACCGGUUUCACGCGAGAUUGCAGCAUCCGGAAAGUGGCCGAUUUUUGGAAGUUUACUCAAAUCAUCCCGCGAUGCGUGUGUACACUGCCAACGAUCUGCCUGAUCUUGAGAAAGUCUGGCCGCCAGAUUUGGAUGACGAGGGAAUGAAUGCAAAUGUAAUACGCGAAUCUCGAGAUAAAAUUAUAGGAAAAGACGGACUGCCGUACAAAAGACACGGAGGCGUCGCUUUGAUUCCUCAGGGAUAUCCGUGUGCAUUGAAUCAUGCGAAUUUUCCUUUGAAUAUUUUACACCCUGGCAAAGUUUAUGUACAUAAGAUGACGUAUGAUUUUGGAGAUCUAAAUCAGUAAAUAGAUUUAUGAAAAAAAGUUAAUAAAUGAAAAGAGAUGCUCCAGAUUACAAAAAAAA